CUCGGCAACUUCUUCAAGACCUCGCCCACCGGAGGCUCCUCGCACGCUAAGGGCAUUGUGCUCGAAAAGGUCGGCGUUGAGGCCAAGCAGCCCAACUCGGCUAUCCGCAAGUGUGUCCGUGUUCAGCUCAUCAAGAACGGCAAGAAGGUCACCGCUUUCGUGCCUAACGAUGGUUGCCUGAACUUCGUCGAUGAGAACGACGAAGUCCUCAUCUCCGGCUUCGGUCGCCGUGGUAAGGCCAAGGGUGAUAUUCCAGGUGUGCGGUUCAAGGUCGUGAAGGUGUCGGGUGUUGGUCUCCUCGCUCUGUGGAAAGAGAAGAAGGUUCGUUCCCCCCGUUCCCUUCUUCCAGUUGCCCUGACUAACUCAGGAUUGCAGGAGAAGCCCCGGUCAUAA
This is a messenger RNA of Coniophora puteana RWD-64-598 SS2, 393 nucleotides long. RefSeq names its product ribosomal protein S12 S23. The transcript is spliced from 2 exons. Gene Ontology annotation, cellular component: ribosome; cytosolic small ribosomal subunit. The annotation marks the transcript as partial. The record is from RefSeq and is a predicted model, not a curated record. Lineage: Eukaryota; Fungi; Basidiomycota; Agaricomycetes; Boletales; Coniophoraceae. Gene Ontology annotation, biological process: translation. Gene Ontology annotation, molecular function: structural constituent of ribosome.